Messenger RNA from Meriones unguiculatus (Mongolian gerbil), 4079 nucleotides. RefSeq names its product Rap guanine nucleotide exchange factor like 1 (gene Rapgefl1). Gene Ontology annotation, biological process: positive regulation of GTPase activity; Ras protein signal transduction. Bases 379 to 2367 code for a protein of 662 amino acids. The record is from RefSeq and is a predicted model, not a curated record. NCBI's taxonomy places the organism in Eukaryota, Metazoa, Chordata, Mammalia, Rodentia, Muridae. Gene Ontology annotation, molecular function: guanyl-nucleotide exchange factor activity. Gene Ontology annotation, cellular component: plasma membrane. The transcript has 15 exons.
UGCCACCUUCCCGGGGGCCAGGAGCGCAGCCGCCGCCGCGUCCUCAGCCUCGCGCUCCGCCCGCUGCCUCUGUCGCCUCAGCCGGGCCCCGGAGCGCCGAGCCGGGGACGCCGGCCGCUCAGCCUGCCCGCCCUUCGGCCGCAGCCGGCAUGGGGGGUCGCUGAGGGCGAGCUCCUCUCCCCCCCGGCACCUCCCCCGGCCGCUGGCCUCUGGACUCCGGCCAGCGGGGCUCGGCCACCUCUGGCUCGCAGUCCGACGCCUGGCACGGCCCUCGGCUCUGCUCCUCCGGCUCUGAGCAUCGUGUCCCCGCCCCCCCCGCCCGCGCCUGGGACACCUGGGUCCCCCGGCGGCCCCUAGGAGAGGGGCGGGGGGGGGGGCAUGAAGCCUCUGGAGAAAUUUUUGAAGAAGCAGACGUCGCAGCUGGCGGGGCGAGCGGUGGCGGGAGGUCCCGGCGGGGGUCCGGGUUGCUGCGGAGGGCCUGGAGCGGGUGGGGGUCCUGGCGGGGGCGGCGGUCCGGCCGGGGGAGCGCGGCCACUGCAGCGGCGUCAGAGCGUGUCUCGCCUUCUGCUCCCGGCUUUCCUCCGAGAGCCCCCAACCGAGCCCGGGCUGGAGCCGCCCGUUGAGGAGGAAGGGGGAGAGCCAUUAGUGGUCUCUGAGGAGCCGGGCAGCGGGGGGCCCUGUUGGCUUCAGCUAGAGGAGGUGCCCGGGCCUGGGCCGCUGGGGUGCGGGGUCCCCCUGCGCUCCCCUUCCUCGUACUCCUCAGAUGAGCUAUCCCCUGGAGAGCCACUGGCUUCACCGCCCUGGGCCCCCCUGGGCGCCCCAGAGCGUCCAGAGCAUCUUCUGAACCGGGUUCUGGAGCGCCUGGCUGGAGGGACCAGCAGAGACAGCGGCGCCUCAGAUAUUCUCCUUGAUGACAUUGUCCUCACCCAUUCCCUCUUCCUGCCAACAGAAAAGUUUCUACAGGAGUUACACCAGUACUUUGUUCAGUCACAGAAUGUGGAGGGUCCGGAGGGGCUGGGCCGGAAGCAGGCCUGCCUAGCUCUGCUCCUCCAUUUCCUGGAUACCUACCAAGGGCUGCUGCAAGAGGAAGAAGGGGCCGGCCAAAUCAUCAAGGAACUGUAUCUACUAAUUAUGAAGGAUGAGUCCCUUUACCAAGACCUUCGAGAGGACACACUGAGGCUGCACCAGCUGGUGGAGACGGUGGAGCUAAAGAUUCCAGAAGAGAGCCAGCCACCCAGCAAGCAGGUUAAGCCGCUCUUUCGCCACUUCCGCCGGAUAGACUCCUGUCUGCAGACCCGAGUGGCAUUCCGGGGCUCCGAUGAGAUCUUCUGCCGAGUCUACAUGCCCGACCACUCCUAUGUGACCAUACGCAGCCGCCUCUCGGCAUCCGUGCAGGACAUUCUGGGCUCUGUGACAGAGAAGCUGCAGUACUCCGAGGAGCCUGCGGAGCGAGAGGAUGCCCUCAUCCUGGUGGCUGUUGCUUCCUCUGGAGAGAAGGUCCUUCUUCAGCCAACAGAGGACUGUGUUUUCACCACACUGGGCAUCAACAGCCACCUGUUUGCUUGUACCCGGGACAGCUAUGAGGCCCUGGUACCCCUUCCUGAGGAGAUCCAGGUCUCCCCUGGAGACACGGAGAUUCACCGGGUGGAGCCUGAAGAUGUUGCCAACCAUCUCACUGCCUUCCACUGGGAGCUGUUCCGAUGUGUGCACGAGCUGGAGUUCGUGGACUACGUGUUCCACGGGGAGCGAGGCCGCAGGGAGACUGCGAACCUGGAGCUGCUGCUGCAACGCUGCAGUGAGGUCACUCACUGGGUGGCCACUGAGGUGCUGCUCUGUGAGGCCCCUGGCAAGCGCGUACAGCUGCUUAAGAAGUUCAUUAAGAUCGCCGCCAUCUGCAAGCAGAACCAGGACCUACUGUCUUUCUAUGCUGUGGUCAUGGGGCUGGACAAUGCUGCUGUCAGCCGCCUGCGGCUCACCUGGGAGAAGCUGCCGGGGAAAUUCAAGAACCUGUUCCGCAAAUUUGAGAACCUGACGGACCCCUGCCGGAACCAUAAAAGCUACAGAGAGGUCAUCUCCAAAAUGAAGCCCCCUCUGAUUCCGUUUGUGCCCCUGGUCCUCAAAGACCUGACCUUCCUGCAUGAGGGGAGCAAGACCCUUGUGGAUGGUUUGGUGAACAUUGAGAAGUUGCAUUCAGUGGCUGAGAAAGUGAGGACAAUUCGGAAAUACCGGAGCCGGCCCCUCUGCCUAGAUAUGGAGGCCUCCCCGCACCACCUGCAGACCAAGGCCUAUGUGCGACAGUUCCAGGUCAUUGACAACCAGAACCACCUGUUCGAGCUCUCCUACAAGUUGGAGGCUAAUAGUCAGUGAGAGUGGAGGGGCCCGGCAGCCUUCACCUCAGUCCCGGGCCCCUGGCCCUCAAUGACCCACGUCGACAUCUUUUCCCUGGAGCCACUUCCUGAUCCUACGAGGAGGAGUUGGGUAGCCCUGCCAGGACGCAUAAGCCUGUUCAUCCUGCUGAGGUCCUUUUGCCUUGCUCCUUCACACUCAAGCUGCUCUGCUGGUUUCUGACCUCUCUGGGCAAGGGGUGACAGAGCACCUCUGUGCCCUCCCAGGGAGGUCUGUUCCAGAGAUGGAAUUUCUAGCCUCCACUUCCCAAGCAGAGAGGAAGCACCCCCCAUCCCCAUCACAGCUGCGGUGUGGGAGGCACUGGAAACCUUCUUCCUGUUUCCUUGGAUAUACAGCCCCUAGGACUGUGUGUGUGUGUGUGUGUGUUCAUGUGUUCAUGUCCUGCUUUUAGGGAGCAGGAGCACAUCUGAUAAUGUUGGGUGUCACCAGUGUUUUGAGGGUCCUUUCCUGUUUGGUGCUACCCUUGUUGGCUAUGUCUCCUCCACUGCCUGCCCAGCUCCACCGGCUGUCCUACAUAUGAAGACUGUGGGCCAGCGUGUUCCCGAAGGCAGGGAAUAUCAGUGAGCAGGGGAGUUACCCAUCAGCCCCUGCAAAUCUCCCACCCAAGAUUCCCCAAAACUUCUGGGUAUGUGCCAGUGAGAGGCUGAGACGCUCAGCUCAGGGAAACAGGCCUAAGCUGCCUCUUGGGCCCUGCCUCUACCUUACAGUAGAUGGGAUGCUUGUGGUAUUAGAACUAGGGGUGCUGUUCCCCAUACCUCCCUGCUUUUGGGGGGGUGGUUCUCACUGCUAAGGAGGGAGUUAUCAUCCUUCUGGCUCUGUGUCUACCACCAGCCACACAGUCUGUCCGUCUGUCUGUCUUCAUUCCCCUUUGUCUCUCUGUAGAGCCAAGGGUGGAUCUCAGUACCUAGGGCAGAUAGCUCCUCCUCCGAGUGGGGAGAAGCGAGACAGCAGCAGCUAUAAAGAUGGAGCUGGGCUCUGGCAAGACCUUCAAUACCUCUCUGUCACCCUUCCCUCUCCCAUCACAGCCUCCAGGGCUUGCAGGGGCUUGGGGAGUUUCGGGGGGCUCCUGGCAGCUAUUGGGUGGGGUUUCCUGGCACAGCCUCACCCUCCUUCCUGGCCCUUCUGAAGAGGUAGCAGUGGCUGAGGCAGCAGUGAAAUCGGCUGCGGCUCCUGCUCUGGGAGUGUACAUAUUUUUUACCCAAAGCUCUGGAAUUGUACAUUUAUUUUUUAAAGCCCAAAGAGGGGAAGAACCGUGUAUCAUAUGUAAACACUGUAUUAUAGGUUAUGUUGUACAGUCCCUUUUAUACAGCAGUUCCUGUCAAAAUAUCCACAGGUAUGCCAUGCCACUUCCCCCGCCCAAAGGGGUGAUGGUGACCAUGCCUCCCCCAUGCUCGGCCGCUUCCCUGCAACUUCUGGCUGCUCCCCUGCAGCCCAGGCUUCCUGCUGCUCCUUGGGAACCCCUCCUCAGCCUCCUCUAGCUCCCAAGUCCCCCAGGAACACCACCUCCCCCACCCCUUGGCUGCUACUUGCCUCUGGUCAUGAUGCUUGCCCCGCUGCUUCUCAGGGGCCCCCUGUAGCUUUAACGGAAAACCAUGCGUAUUGUAUAGGCCCAGUUGUCAUUGCAGAAACUGCUCGGUAGAAGAAAAAAAAAUACACUGAAGUCUAUGAAUCAA